AGGGCGUUAGUUUUUAUUUUAUCGCUCGUUCUGUUAGUUUUCUUUGGUGCUAGUAAAAGAGGUUGUCUUUAUAGUGCACAUUCUCUUUGCUUACUGACAUCGUAUAGAAGAAAUAUCUGUCAUUAAGAAAGAUAUUGUGUUUCGUGUUCGUGCAAUUGUGUUGAUAUUUUUUAAACAUGUCUAUACUUGGCAAAAAUUUUUCGAAGUUUAGAAUGAUUUUACCUAAUGUUGUCCGUGGUAGAGCGGUGUCGACAACACCAAAACUGUCUUCAGAAGAUUUGCUCGUACACAGGGACAGUGAGGAAAACAACCCUUGCGUGCCCUUUCAGUUCACUGAAGCUAAUAUGAAGAGAUUGGUGGCUAUAGUCCAGAAUUACCCAGAAGGUUCUCAAAGAUCUGCCAUCAGUGGCGCCAUGGACCUAGUUCAGAGGCAGAUGGGUUGGAUCCCAAUAUCGGCAAUGCAUAAAGUCGCUGAGAUUCUGAGUAUACCCCGAAUAAGGGUCUACGAAUGGGCUACAUUUUAUUCUAUGUGUAAGAGGCGUUACAGAGGCAAGUAUCAUGUGAAGGUUUGUAAGACUCUUCCAUGUAUGUUGCGGGGGUCUGAUAUCAUACUUCGUACUGUUGAAGAAGCGACUUGCUGCUGUGUCGGCAGUCUUUCCCCUGACAAGAUGUUUGGAGUCGACGUGGUCGAGUGUCAAGGCGCAUGCGCUAAUGCACCCGUGAUUGCCAUCGACGAUGAUUAUUAUGAGGAUUUGACAGUCAGCGACGUCUACAACAUAAUACAAACGAUAAAAUGUGGCAACAUACCGCCUGCUGGACCACAAAGUGGCAGAUAUGCCGCCGAGCCUGCUUGUGGUCAAUGUAGCCUGUUAGGCUGCCCUCCAGGCCCAGGGUAUUGCAUGCAGCCAAGUUUGUAUUGUGACAGCAAACCACCUACUUAAGUGACUUUCAAAAAUAUCUAUCACACCGUAUACAAGAACUAUGCACAGUAAAAUGUCACCCUUAAGUGUCAUAAUGUCAUCGCUUUUGCUAAGUGGAUGAAUAGAUGUAUAUAUACCUGAAUGAUACUUUCAAUAUUAUCCAUCAGUGGUAAUUAAGAACGGCAUGUAGGAAAGCGAUGAUGAUGUGUCGUGUUCUCCUUGUCAUCGCCAAGCGGAAUAUAGAGAUAGAGAGAUAUUUGUCUGUGCAUCUUUUUUGUAUAUGGUUGAGAGAACUAUCACAUCCAUGCGUUAGAGUGAUAGCAUUGGCGUUAUCCAUUGUAGAAAUGGCACUAGUGCGGACUGCCGAUGCAAUGUUUAUAUGUAUGUGUAGCUCUGUUGGAGUUGCAAUUUUUAUAUUAUUGAUUAUUUAUUAGCGCAGUCCAUGUUAAGUGGGACCGUCAGAAAGUGCUAGAUUUAGAUAGUUUUUUUAAAUUAUAACUUGAGAACAUCUGGUAUGGCGCAUUUAUGACGCGGCGUCUUUCAAGUUGUAACGACUGAAAUGGUUUUAUAUUCGAUAUUUAAUUUAAAUUAAUUGUGUUCUUUUCAAUAUAUUCGUCCAGACUAGA
Molecule: messenger RNA, 1546 nt
Organism: Trichoplusia ni (cabbage looper)
Lineage: Eukaryota; Metazoa; Arthropoda; Insecta; Lepidoptera; Noctuidae
Product: NADH dehydrogenase [ubiquinone] flavoprotein 2, mitochondrial-like
Exons: 6
Coding region: 177-941 (254 amino acids)
Biological process (GO): mitochondrial electron transport, NADH to ubiquinone
Molecular function (GO): NADH dehydrogenase activity
Source: RefSeq, a predicted model, not a curated record